Molecule: messenger RNA, 3258 nt
Organism: Hipposideros armiger (great roundleaf bat)
Lineage: Eukaryota; Metazoa; Chordata; Mammalia; Chiroptera; Hipposideridae
Gene: ABRAXAS2
Product: abraxas 2, BRISC complex subunit
Exons: 8
Coding region: 414-1541 (375 amino acids)
Biological process (GO): attachment of spindle microtubules to kinetochore; protein K63-linked deubiquitination; mitotic spindle assembly
Cellular component (GO): nucleus
Molecular function (GO): polyubiquitin modification-dependent protein binding; microtubule binding
Source: RefSeq, a predicted model, not a curated record
CCCCAGUUCCCCAAUUAAAAAAAAAAAAAAAGCUGUGCUAACUCACUGGAAGCAGAGCCAUCACCCGUAGUCCUAGGAAGGAGAACCAGGAGAGCUUCCUUAGUUAAUGAGGUGAUGUAGUGGCAGUUACUGGAAAGAGUGGAAGGAAGAAGGAGAGACACUGCUCAGCUCACCCAGCGGCAGGAGAAGCAGAGAUCAGAUGAGCAAGAACAGCAGGCCCUGCCGGUGGGGAUUGGUAAAGAAGUGUGUGCAGAGGCACCAUGUGCACAUGAAGAGGAGUCAACCCUGUGGGUGAGCUCUGGAGGCCUGGGCAGCUCUAGGGUCCUAGGCGAGGCUGUCCUGCCUCUGCCUGCUUCCAGAGGUCCACCUGUCAGCCGAUGCGUCCGCCAGCUUCAUUCUGAUCGGCAGUUGGCAUGUUUGAGACCAUCACCCUGUUUUCUCCAUGGAGUGCUUCGUUAGAAAUCCAUAAUCAUCAGCCUUGUUCAAAACUUUUUAGUUUUUAUGACUAUGCAAGCAAAGUUAAUGAAGAGAGUUUGGACAGGAUUCUUAAAGAUCGGAGAAAGAAAGUGAUUGGGUGGUACAGAUUCCGGCGAAACACGCAGCAGCAAAUGUCGUACAGAGAGCAGGUUCUCCAUAAGCAGCUCACCCGCAUCCUUGGGGCUCCUGACCUCGUCUUCCUCCUCUUCAGCUUCAUCUCCACCGCCAACAGUUCCACUCAUGCUUUAGAAUAUGUUCUCUUUAGACCAAAUCGAAGGUAUAAUCAAAGGCUAUCCCUCGCUAUUCCCAACUUAGGCAAUACCAGCCAGCAAGAGUAUAAAGUGUCUUCAGUGCCAAACACUUCUCAGAGUUAUGCCAAAGUUAUUAAAGAACAUGGUACUGACUUUUUUGACAAGGAUGGAGUCAUGAAAGACAUCAGGGCGAUUUAUCAGGUUUACAAUGCACUUCAGGAGAAAGUACAGGCAGUGUGUGCAGAUGUAGAAAAGAGUGAGCGAGUUGUUGAGUCUUGUCAGGCAGAAGUGAACAAAUUAAGAAGACAAAUCACUCAGAAGAAAAAUGAAAAGGAACAAGAAAGAAGAUUGCAGCAGGCGACGGUAAGCAGGCAGAUGCCGUCUGAAAGCCUGGACACAGCGUUCAGCCCUCGGACGCCCUAUUCCGGGUUUGCAGCGGAAGGUAGAAGUUCACUUGGAGACGCAGAGGCCUCUGACCCUCCCCCCCCUUAUUCUGAUUUUCACCCAAACAAUCAGGAAAGUACUCUGAGCCAUUCUCGCAUGGAAACUAGUGUCUUUAUGCCUCGACCUCAAGCUGUGGGCUCUUCCAAUUAUGCUUCCAGCAGCGCCGGACAGAAGUAUCCUGGAAGUGGAGACCUUCCUUCUUCCCAGAGAGCAGCUGGAGACAGUGUUGAGGAAUCAGACGACAGUGAUUAUGAAAAUUUGAUCGACCCCACAGAGCCCUCUAAUAAUGAAUACUCACAUUCAAGAGAUUCUCGACCCAUGACACAUCCCGAUGGGGGCUCCAGGAACACUCAGACCUCCCAGAUUUAACUAAACAAAAGAAACUCUCCACUUAGCACUGUUUUCUUAAUCACUUAUUGAGAGAGUUUUUUGAGGACUUAUUCCGGGGGGGAGAACUGCUUUCUCAGACCCCGGGGCUCCCAAGAGAGCCCUUGGGCACAGAACCUGGAGGGGCCUCAUCCCUGGGGCCUCACCUGCAGACGCGGUGGCAGGUGUCACGACAGAAUCAUUAAGAUAAUCAAAUUGUCCUAAUUCUGGUGCGAUUCAUGGAUGUACUGGUAAAUUUAGGCAAAGUGAAACUUAUCAAAGUAGUUUCUGUUCUUUAAAAUAAAUUGGAAAUAGAGACUAAGCACAAUUAGUCUAUAAAUGUUCUAGAAAUCAAAACUUACCUCUUGCACUAUCAUGCCUUGAAAUUUACUUUUUCAAAGGGAAACAAGUUUAGCAGCAGCCUUCAAAGAACAUUCUUUCUAUGAUGAGCCAAAUUCAUCUUUGCCAGAAAAGAAAUUUUGAUAAUUCCAAGAAGCCUGAUUGGAACAAAUUGGAUGUACCUUCUCUUGUCUGCAUGACUUUGUGAGAUCAAAAGAGAGGGCCUUGUUUCAACUUUUUUCUACUAGCCUGAUAUGUAUUGUCACUUAAAAUGGUUGCCUUUAAAAAAAGAAAAAAUGUAGAACUACUAAUUACCAGUAAGUAAUCAUCCAAAUAAGUAUGUCAUAAAAUAAAUUACUUAUUUUUCUUUUGUGGAAUUGCAGUGACUGCUGUGUUGCACUAGCCACAUUUAUGGUCUCUACUCUGGAGUCUGAAGUGAAGGACACACAGCAGUGGGUAACGAAAGGCGUUAACGUUCCAGGCCCGAGUUUUAUGACGAACAGACUCCAGAUAAGGGCUUUAGUUGAGUUCAUGCGUAAGGGAUAUAACUCAUUCAGCUCUUCUGACAAAUCCUAGUGUUAGUUUUAUUUGUGGAGGAAAGACAUUUCAUAAGCUGAUUGAGGAUCUUGGUGAAUAAAGAUUCAUUUUCAAUCUGAGUAACCAUACCUUUUUUUUUUUUUUUUUAAGUUGCCAUUUGGAGGGUAAUUGUGGAAUGUGUAGAAAUUUCCUGUUGGGAUACACUUAUAUUCUUAUUUAAUUAUUGCUUGUUUUCUAGUUUUCCCCAGAAUGUGUGAAACCACUAAAGACUUCCAUGAGCAUUUUAGGCUGUUGGUUUGGAAGUGACAAGACUGACAGUUUAUGUGGAGGUCAGCCCACAAGGUUAGUGCUUUGAAAUAGAACGGCCUUUCCUUUGGACUAGUGAAAACUGGGAAGAAUAAGGAAGUUGUCAGAGAGGCUUACACCAGGUUCUGAAAAGUGGUUUCAUUUUAUGGGAGAGAACUUUACUCACUGAGCUCCAAUUCCAGUGCUAAACUAGACAAUAUAACAUGGGCUGAAAAACGAGAUGCUGAAACUGCCGUUCUUUCCAUAUUCACUCUGUGGGGUCCGUAUUUCACUCCUCUCCCAGUUUUGUUGGCCUUAUACUACUGCCAUUUGGUUUGAAAUGUUGCAGACCACUUGAUCUGCAGAUGUGUUCCAGUUUUCUCAGCUACCUACUAGCAGCUUCACCACCAUUGUGAAUUUUUUUUUUUAAGUGCCAUCACCAUCUCUGUUCAUAUUUUGACAUUCAGGAAUAUAUUUUUAUUUUUAUGCCAUACUGAAACCUACAGUGUAUAUUGGACAAAGCAGUUAAAUGUGACAAUAAAAACUUAUUUAAUCAUGG